AUGGAAUACUCUGAUGUUAUAACAGAAUACUGCUUCCCUCUGAGUAACACAUCUUGUAUCCGAAAGACUCGGACAAGAGGUGAAUAUAUUGCACUGUAUGUUUUCUUCUUUUGGAUAUCACUGUUCACAGUUUUUGUAAACCUGUUAGUGAUCAUUUCCAUUGCGCAUUUCAAGCAGCUCCAAACUCCGACCAACCUGUUCAUCCUGUCUCUGUCUGUGGCCGACCUACUGAUAGGUGGGGUUGUGAUGCCGGUGGAGGGCAUGCGAUUGAUUGAGUCAUGUUGGCUGUGGGGUGAGACGCUGUGCAGCUUCUUUCCUGCAGUCAUCUGUAUACUUGUAUCUGCAUCGCUUGGUCAUUUAGUCUUCAUAGCUGCAGAUCGUUACGUGGCUGUGUGCAAGCCCUUCUUAUAUGCCUCUGCAAUGACGACCGGAAAAUCUGUGCUGUGUAUAUCAGUGUGCUGGAUGUGUUCUGCUGUGUAUAAUUUAUUGCUUCUGAAUAUCAACGGAAACAUGAACAACCCAGAGAAACAAAGCAGCUGCCUAGGAGAAUGUCAGCUUAUCAUUGACAUUACAUGGGGCCUUGUUGAUCUCAUUUUCUCGUUCAUACUGCCAUGCUCUGUACUCUUCACUCUCUAUGUGAUUAUUUUUUCUGUAGCCAGAAACCAGGCUACGGCCAUAAAGGCUCAAUGUUCGAAUAACAAGAAGCAAGUCAUAUCAAGGGGCUCAGAGACAAAAGCAGCGAAGGCUCUUGGUAUUGUGGUUUUCGUCUACCUGAUGUGUUGGAUCCCAUACUAUAUCAGCAUACUGACCCAGGACAGUCAAUCUGUGGUUGUGCAUGUGUUAUCCUGGCUCAUGUACAUGAAUUCAUUCAUGAACCCCUUGAUAUAUGCUCUGUUUUACCCAUGGUUUAAGGUAUCAGUAAAAUAUAUCAUAACUUUGAAGAUUCUGGAUACAUCAUCAUCACAUCUGCAACUUUUACCAAAGUGA
Engraulis encrasicolus (European anchovy) is the source of this 987-nucleotide messenger RNA. RefSeq names its product trace amine-associated receptor 13c-like. Gene Ontology annotation, biological process: G protein-coupled receptor signaling pathway. Gene Ontology annotation, cellular component: membrane. Gene Ontology annotation, molecular function: trace-amine receptor activity. The record is from RefSeq and is a predicted model, not a curated record. Bases 1 to 987 code for a protein of 328 amino acids. The transcript has a single exon. NCBI's taxonomy places the organism in Eukaryota, Metazoa, Chordata, Actinopteri, Clupeiformes, Engraulidae.